AUGGCAGAGGAUAUGAAGGGCUUCAGCUUUUUCUUCGCGGGUGCUAAGAUUCCUAAUCACAUUAUGAAGCGAGUCACCAAGCAGCUACUUUCCGCCUUAGAAUAUGCACACGCCUCGGGGGUUAUCCAUACUGACAUCAAACAAGACAAUAUUAUGGUAAAAGUCAGAGAUUUCUCUGUUAUUGAUCGUUACCUGCAAGAUUCAGUGUCCAGACCAGCUGUGAAUCUUGGAGAGUAUAACUUCAAUGACACCUCUGAGCUCACCCAGAUAAGCAUCGCACUUUGUGACUGGGGAUCAGCGAGCUGGGAGAGAAAGCACCUCACGGAGAUGAUUCAGCCCAAGCUACUUCGUGCACCAGAGGUUAUAUUGCAGGCACCAUGGGGCAAGGAAGUUGAUAUUUGGAAUUUAGGCGCCCUCCUUCCAGAGCUUCUAGAUGCUGUCCGAAUGUUUAAUGGAAAAACUGAUGUGACUGGAGGGAUUUAUCACACCAAGCACCAUAUUGAAGAAAUUGAUGCACUCUUCGGCCCAUUCCCACAGGACUUACUUAGCGACGGAAAACCAAAAAUUGUACAACAAUUUUUUGAUGAAAGGCUCCAGAUCCGGGACCCCACUAAACGUCCGCCAGCAAGGCUGGAAAGAUGGAUACAGUGUCUCAGUGGUGUUGAAAAGGAGAAUUUCCUUUCAAUGCUCCGAUCUAUGUUAAUGAUCGACCCUAAACAGCGAAUGACCGCACAGGCACUACAAAGUUCACUCUGGAUUACCACUUAA
This is a messenger RNA of Aspergillus tanneri, 768 nucleotides long. RefSeq lists its product as uncharacterized. Lineage: Eukaryota; Fungi; Ascomycota; Eurotiomycetes; Eurotiales; Aspergillaceae. Gene Ontology annotation, molecular function: ATP binding; protein serine/threonine kinase activity. The transcript has 2 exons. The coding region runs from base 1 to 768 and encodes 255 amino acids. The record is from RefSeq and is a predicted model, not a curated record. Gene Ontology annotation, biological process: peptidyl-serine phosphorylation; peptidyl-threonine phosphorylation.